Molecule: messenger RNA, 1383 nt
Organism: Fundulus heteroclitus (mummichog)
Lineage: Eukaryota; Metazoa; Chordata; Actinopteri; Cyprinodontiformes; Fundulidae
Gene: dnase1
Product: deoxyribonuclease I
Exons: 9
Coding region: 450-1286 (278 amino acids)
Biological process (GO): DNA catabolic process
Cellular component (GO): nucleus
Molecular function (GO): DNA nuclease activity
Source: RefSeq, a predicted model, not a curated record
UUCCUCUGCUAAUUGCUGACCUGGCCUUGGGACUCUCCUCCUCUUUGGUACCUUGCACGAACAGCACAUUUUACCCUAAUCUACUCACAUUCUACUUUGAAUCAUAAAAGCAUAUAGAAGCAUACAAAACCUGUUAAACCUUCAUACAAGUGUAUAAAAACGGAUCAAAGUUAAUACAUUCCACAUUAUACAACAAAGUACUUGGAGCAAUGCUCUGUGGCACUUUAAACAGGAUCCCUUGAAAAAAAGCCCAAACCUGUCCUACAUUCAAACGACACCUCCUUUCAUCUCUCCUCCCAGCAUGCCUCCGUCACAUGGGUCAGUAGGUAAAUAAAAAAACCCUAAAACAGGAGGUUAUCAGGGCUUGACUCCGAUACAAGCAAGGCUUUGUGCUACCACCAGGCUUUCGUCUUCCUCUUGCUCAGCAGAUCUAACCUCUGUGGCCCAGGAUGCGCGUGUUGUGGUCUGUGGGGCUCUUUGUGGGCCUCCUGCAGCUGUCCUCCUCUUUCCGGCUGGGAGCCUUCAACAUCAAGUCAUUUGGGGACCAAAAAGCCUCCAACACAACUCUGAUGGACAUCAUCAGCACGAUAAUCCAUCGCUAUGACAUCAUUCUGAUCCAGGAAGUCAGAGACAACGACCUGUCAGCAACCAAAAAACUCAUGGAGCACGUCAACAAAGGUUCUUCUGAAUUCAGCUACACUGUCAGUGAGCCCUUGGGUCGCAGUACCUACAAGGAGAGAUACCUCUUCCUCUACAGACAGAAGAGCGUAUCUGUGGUGAAAAGCUACACCUUUGAUGACGGCUGUGAGUCCUGUGGGACAGACACUUUCAUGAGGGAGCCUUUCGUCGUCAUGUUCUCAUCCAAGCUGUCCGCCUCAAGCACCUUCACUCUGAUCCCCCAGCAUACCUCUCCAGACCUCGCUGUGAAGGAGACAGAUGCUCUUUAUGAUGUGGUGACUGAUGUCCGCUCUCGCUGGAACACCAAUGACAUCGUGCUGCUCGGAGACUUUAACGCGGGCUGUACUUAUGUGACGGGCUCGGAUUGGCAAAAGAUCCGCAUCUUCACAGACAAGAGCUUCCACUGGUUGAUCCCAGACACGGCUGACACCACCGUCUCUCACACCAACUGCCCUUAUGACAGGAUUGUGGUCACAGCGGACAUGUUGAAGGGAGUGGUUGACGGCAGCGCGUGGGUUUAUGACUUCAUGGCCGACCUGAACCUCAGUCACAGCCUGGCACUGGCUGUUAGCGACCAUUUCCCGGUGGAGGUGGAGCUGAGAAGCUGAGGAGAUCUCCUGCUGUCUGAAUCAUGACUUCUCACAACUGAAAACAAUCAUCAGAUUUAUGAAAUGCCAGACCUAAGUAAAUCAAACUAAGUCUUCA